Dictyostelium discoideum AX4 is the source of this 2796-nucleotide messenger RNA. RefSeq lists its product as hypothetical. NCBI's taxonomy places the organism in Eukaryota, Evosea, Eumycetozoa, Dictyosteliales, Dictyosteliaceae. Gene Ontology annotation, biological process: protein import into nucleus; intracellular protein transport. Gene Ontology annotation, cellular component: cytoplasm; nuclear envelope. The record is from RefSeq and is a predicted model, not a curated record. Bases 1 to 2796 code for a protein of 931 amino acids. The transcript is spliced from 3 exons. Gene Ontology annotation, molecular function: small GTPase binding.
AUGAGUGAAUGGGUACCAAACCAAGAUGGUUUAAAACAGUUAGUUUAUGUUUUAAAUUUAUCAAAUUCAACAUCAAGAGAAGUUCAUGACCAAAUUAGAGAGGAAUUAGAUAAAUUCCAUUCAGUACCAGAUUAUAAUAACUAUCUAACACUUAUAUUCAAAAGUAAUGAAUUACAACCACAUAUUAGAAGUGUUGCAGGUUUAGUUUUAAAGACUAAUAUCAAACAAUACUUUGAAAAAAUGCCAAGAGAAGUUCAAAACUAUAUCAAAAGGGAGAUUUUACCAGUUUUAUCUGACCCAGAUGCUUCAGUUCGUCAUACAGUUGGUAAUAUCAUUACAAAUUUAAUUAAAAAGAGUUGUUUUUCUGAAUGGCCAGAAUUAUUACCAGCAUUAAAUUUAGCAUUAGAUAGUAAUAGUCAAGAUUUAAUUGAAGGUUCACUUUAUACAUUAUCAUUGUUAUGUGAAGAUUCAACUAAAAAACUUGAUUCAGAUGAUAGUGGUAGAGCAUUGAAUCAAUUAAUUCCAAAAUUGAUUAUGUUUUUCAAAUGCAAUAAUGCAGAUUUCAGAAAGAAAGCAUUGGUAUCCAUUUCCUAUUUCAUUAUUAGUAUGCCAGGAGCAUUGCUUAUCAAUAUGGAAGCAUUUUUAAAGGGUAUCUUUUCAAUGAGUGAAGAUCCAUCAGAAGCUGUUAGAACCAAUGUUUGUAAGACAUUGGUUACCUUGGUAGAGACAAAGAUCGAAUUUUUACUACCAUACAUUAAAGAUGUCAUUCAGUAUAUGUUACAUGCUACCAAAGAUAAAUCUGAAGAGGUAGCAUUGGAGGCAUGUGAAUUUUGGACAGCAAUAUCUCAAGCUGAAGGUUGCAGAGAUUUAUUAAGAGAUUAUUUACCAGUAUUAGUACCAAUUCUAUUGAAUGGUAUGGUUUAUACCGAACAAGAUUAUGAAUAUUUAGAUCAAGGUGAUGAUUCAAUGACACCUGAUAGACCACAGGAUAUUAAGCCAUUUAUAGCAUCAACUAAAUCACAUGGUAGUGGUAGUAGUGGUGGUGGGCAAGAUACAGGUUUUGUAAAUCCAGAUAAUAAUAAUAAUAGUAACAAUAAUAAUAGUAGCAAUAAUAAUAGUAGCAAUAAUAAUAAUAAUAAUAAUAAUGAGGAUGAUGAAGAAUAUAAUGAUGAUGAUGAUGAUGACGAUGAUGAUGGAUUUGAAGAUGAAGCAUGGACAAUUAGAAAGAGUUCAGCUUUUGCAAUUGAUGUUUUAUCAGGAAUAUUUCCAGAUGCAGAAUAUUUAUCAGUUACAUUACCAUUGAUUGAACAACGUAUGAAUGAACAAAAUCCAUGGCCAGUUAGAGAAUCGGCCAUUUUAGCAUUGGGUGCAAUUGCAGAUGGAAGUAAGAAUGGAUUGGCACCUCAUCUUUCAAAAGUAAUACCUUAUUUAAUCAAUACAUUGAAUGAUCCAAAACCAUUGGUACGUAGUAUAACAUGUUGGACAUUAUCACGUUACUCCUAUUGGAUUGCACAAGCGGAUGGACGUGAUUACCUUCAUCCAUUGGUUGUCAACUUGCUUAAUCGUAUCGUUGAUAACAAUAAAAAGGUUCAAGAAGCAGCAUGUUCAGCAUUUGCAACAUUGGAAGAGGAAGCUGAUCUCCUCUUGAUACCAUAUCUUCAAAUGAUUUUGGUCACAUUUGUCAAUGCAUUUGGAAAAUAUCAAGCAAAGAAUCUCUUGAUUCUCUACGAUGCAAUCUCAACAUUGGCCAAGGUGGUAGGUAAUGAAUUGAAUAAACCAGAGUUGAUCAAUAUAUUGGUACCACCACUCUUACAGAAAUUCAAUGCAUUGGAUGAUUCAAAUAAGAAUCUAUUACCAUUGUUGGGUUGUUUGAAUCAAGUUUGCUCCUCCAUUGGUGCAGGACUUCAAAAUUUAAUUUCUUUGUUUUUCAAUCGUUCAAUUAAAUUAAUUGAAGGUUCAUUACAAGCUCAUUAUAAAUAUAAUAAUCAAGAUCAAAAGGGCUCAUCAUCGUCGUCUGAUCAAGAUUUCAUUGUUGCAGCAUUGGAUCUCUUACAAGGUCUAUCCGAAGGUAUUGGUACAUCGAUCGAAUCACUCAUUCCAAAUAGUAAUUUACCUCAUCUCCUCUUACAAUGUAUGAAUCUUCGUGGCUCCGAUGUUUUACAAUCAAGUUUUGCACUUCUUGGUGAUAUGAGUAAAUUCUGUCUCAUUCAUUUCAAACAAUACAUACCAGACUAUUUAAAUAUCCUCACAAACAAUCUAUAUCCAGAGUAUUUAUCGGUUUGUAAUAAUGCAAGUUGGGCAAUCGGUGAAAUUGCCAUUAGAAUGCCUGAUGAAGUUAAACCAUUCGUGGUUGCAAUUCGUGACCGUUUAAUUUCAAACAUCAAUAAAGUCAAUUUAAAUCGUGGUGUACUUGAAAAUACCGCUGUAACCAUUGGUCGUUUGGGUAUCGUUUCACCUGCUGAUAUCUCUCCAUUUGUCGACAAGUUUAUUCAAUGUUGGUGUAUGGCCAUUCGUAGAAAAACUGAUGAUAUUGAAAAGGAUUCAGCUUUUCGUGGUAUGUGGUUAAUCAUUAACAAUAAUCCAAAUGGUGCUUUACGUCAUUUAGUUUACAUUUGUGACGCUGUUGCCUCUUGGGAUAAAAUGCAACCUGAUCUCUAUGAAGCUUACUUUAAACUUUUACAUAUGUAUAAAACUAGUAUGGGUGGUGUUUGGGCUCAAUUCUAUAAUCAAUUUCCAGAACAACUUCGUGAAAUUUUAAAUGAGAAAUUUAAAUUGAAUCAAGAUAUAUCUCAAUAA